AUGGAAAAGCAUUGCGAUAUUUUAGAGAACGAAAAAUUUGGCCGCUACCUAGUUGCUAAUAAAGAUUUGGAUGCCGAUACACCUCCGCUAUGCCUUGGUUGCUAUUGUCCAGUGGACAACAUAGUCUGCACUCGCUGUGGGUGGCCAAUAUGUAGCGAGGCGUGUGAAAAAACAGCACAUCAUCAAUCAGAAUGUGAUGUCUUUUCUGCCGCUAAUGUAAGAUUUCAGGCAACCGUUGAUUGGAGUGCGGCGUCACCACAACUUGAUUGUAUAACUCCUCUGAGGAUGCUCAUAGCAAAAGAGAACGAUCCAGACCGUUGGCAACGCGAACUGGAAAUGAUGGAGACGCACACAGACGAAAGAAAGAAACGACAGUCAUGGGAAGCCGACCAAAACAAUAUCUUGAAUUUUUUACUUACUCGUUGUAAGCUUGGAGCGAAGUUUUCCAAGGAUUUAAUUGAAAAAGUUUGCGGCAUAUUAGCGGUAGAUAUUCACGAUGGGGGCAAUUCUCAAGAAGUGACAAAAUUCUUAUCGAUAAACAUAUGA
This is a messenger RNA of Leptosia nina, 546 nucleotides long. Lineage: Eukaryota; Metazoa; Arthropoda; Insecta; Lepidoptera; Pieridae. The record is from the annotation of a GenBank genome assembly.